CUGUUUUUUUUUGCCACGCCAUUUUAUAACAGAUGCGAACUUGUCAAACAGAAGAAAAAGAUGGGACGCUCUGGAUCAAAAUACAGCAGAUCAGAUCCCAGUUAUUAUAGAUUACCAAAAGAGAACGAUGCCCCCCAGCUUUUAAAUGUGAUCAUGCUGGGGAGACACAAGGUAGGGAAGAGUACAGUGGGAAAUGCCAUUCUGGGGAGAAAGGCAUUUAACGUCUGGAGCUUCUUCUUCAAAGGGUGUGUGGAGAAACAGGGAAAUGUAAAUGGCAGGCUCAUCAAACUUGUGCAUACACCUGGCUGGACUGGUUUCGACCAUACCACUUCAGAGUACAAUAAAGGGGAGAUCAAGAGGAGCAUAAUCCAUGAAGGGCGUGUUGCUUGUGUGUUGGUCGUCUCUAUCGACUCACCGUUCACUGCACAAGAUUGGGAAGCAGCGGAGCAGCACAUGGAGCUGAUCGGCGGUUCAGUGUGGGAACACACUGUACUUGUCUUCAUCACACGCAAACCAGACAAGCAGAGAAAUCUGAGAGAGACAGACAUCAUGAAUAUGCACAAAUGGCUUAGGGAGAAAUGUGGCAACAGGUGUCAUUGGCUUGAUAAGACCAUGUCAAUGGCUUAAUUGAAAAAUUGGUUUGUGUAGCGACAUUGUACAAGAAUUAUUACAGUUGCUUUAAAGCGAAUAAUAGUGCAUUUAGCCAAGAAUCACGGCUGGACAGCCAAUGUCCUGAAGAGAGAACGGAAACAGAAAAUGGAAGGCUACAACAGGAGAAUAUUGAGCCACAACAACAAGCCACAACCAGUAUACGCAGAGGGACAACCCAGGAAAGUCACCAUGGUAUUCAAAAUUCACGUGCCAUCUGGCCCUGAUUCCCAACAAGGUGUGCAGUUUGUAGAUGAAAACAGGGCAGAGCUCAUUAAAAGGGUUACUGCAGAAAAUGGAAUAGCAGAUGCUCUCUACAGUAAAAAGAUUGUCCACCGUGAGCUGUACAGUCACAUUCGGGCUGCAGGAACCAGCCAGGAAAGAAUGAGACUGAUCUACUGGGUUCUCAAUGCUGACACAAAGAAAGUUGCCUUCUUGGACCAGCUGACACAGGAGGAACCUUAUCUUAUCCAAGAUCAGGACGCUGACCCACCACCGUCAAGUUCAACGUCGACAACAAGAGAAGUCGCCCAAGCUGAAGAUCGACAGGAUGUAAAGGAAAAUGUCGGAAAGCUGGAAAGAAGGCGCAGCAAGCUCAUGGCUAUGAAGACUGCCCAGAAGCAGGAAAUGGAGUUCUGCAGAUUUCUCGUUUCAAUAACCGAUACCACAGGUCCCAUCAAUGAGAAACUAGAAGACUUCAAACACCAGAGUGUGCUGUUUGUGGAUGAACACAUGGCAGAGUUCGUUGAAAGGGUUACUAUACCAAUGCCAAUAGCAGAUUCUUUACUUACUAAAAAAUUUGUCGGAAUUGAGCAGUACAGUGAGAUCCAGAAGGUAGGAACCAAUCCGGAUAAAAUGAGACUGAUCUACACAGCUCUCAAUGCUGAAUCAAAGAAAACUUCCUUCUUGGAGCUGCUGGUACAGAAGGACCUUUUUUUUGUCCGAGAUCUGGCAAAGAAGAAACUAGAAGAACUUGAGGCCAGUAACACUGCUGCAGACUGAAACAUGAAACAUACAAUUCAACAAAGAUGUGGUCAAUGAUAAGAUAUCUUCCUGCCUGGCUGACUUCUCC
Molecule: messenger RNA, 1720 nt
Organism: Anguilla anguilla (European eel)
Lineage: Eukaryota; Metazoa; Chordata; Actinopteri; Anguilliformes; Anguillidae
Exons: 10
Coding region: 757-1650 (297 amino acids)
Biological process (GO): regulation of apoptotic process
Source: RefSeq, a predicted model, not a curated record